AUGGCCAGCUACUAUAGACGCAAAAAACCGGACAUGGUAUUCCUGAAUGCCAAGCCCAUUAACAGUGGGAAUGCGCAGGCCUAUCUGCACGGCGUACGGAAGUAUUCUAUUGGAUUGGCUGAACGUUUGGACAGUGGUUACCAAGCACCUGCCAAUGGUAAACGCAGUUCCGUGAGCACAGUGGGCUCCAAUAAUAAUGACUUUAUUCCGAGUAUUUUUUACCGCAACAUAUCGCCGGUUAAUUGGUUUCUGCGCAUUGUCGGUGUACUGCCCAUUGUACGCCGUGGUCCAUCUCGUUGCAAGUUUGAGCUUCAUUCAGCUGCUUUUCUCUAUUCUGUUGUAUUUUUCGUGCUGCUGUCGUUCUAUGUCGGAUAUGUGGCCAACAAUCGCAUUCAUAUCGUGCGUUCACUAAGCGGACCCUUCGAGGAGGCAGUCAUUGCGUAUCUCUUUCUGGUCAACAUUCUACCCAUUAUUAUUAUACCCAUACUGUGGUGGGAGGCCAGGAAGAUAGCACGUUUGUUUAACGAUUGGGAUGACUUUGAGGUGCUUUAUUAUCAGAUCUCGGGUCACAGCUUACCACUGAAUCUACGCCAAAAGGGGGUCUAUAUUGCAAUACUGUUGCCCAUAUUUUCGGUGCUGUCGGUGGUUAUCAUUCAUAUAACCAUGUCGGAUUUAAAUCUUAAUCAAGUGGUGCCCUACUGUAUACUGGACAAUUUGACGGCCAUGCUGGGCGCCUGGUGGUUUCUCAUUUGCGAAGGAAUCAGCGCAACAGCCCAUCUUUUAGCCGAACGCUUUCAGAAGGCAUUGAAGCACGUUGGACCCGCAGCCAUGGUGGCAGACUAUCGUGUAUUGUGGCUACGCCUGAGCAAGUUGACCCGGGACACGGGCAACGCACUAUGCUACACUUUUGUGUUCAUGAGUCUCUAUUUGUUCUUUAUCAUAACUCUUUCAAUUUAUGGACUAUUGUCGCAGCUGUCGGAGGGUUUUGGCAUCAAGGAUAUUGGACUGACCAUCACGGCACUGUGGAACAUUGGACUGCUAUUCUAUAUUUGCGAUCAGGCGCAUUAUGCCUCCGUUAAUGUUCGCACCAAUUUCCAAAAGAAACUUCUUAUGGUCGAACUAAAUUGGAUGAAUUCGGAUGCCCAGACAGAGAUUAAUAUGUUUUUGCGGGCCACCGAAAUGAACCCAUCGAAUAUCAAUUGUGGCGGAUUCUUUGAUGUUAACCGUACUCUCUUCAAGGGUCUCCUUACCACAAUGGUCACCUAUUUGGUAGUGCUGCUGCAGUUUCAGAUUAGCAUUCCAACCGACAAGGGCGACGGGGAUGGCAAUUCAAAUGGUACAGUCGCCGAUAUGCUGAUGGACAGUUUGUCUAAUGACAUGACCUUGUUAAGAUCCACAAGCACAACAACCGUUGCUCCAACAACUACAACAACAACGAUGACGGCAGUUAGCCGAUCUGGGCGGGGCCGCAAGGGCUAAAAUGGAUCAAGGUAACAUUAUAUUUAAUGAGGCUAUGAAUAUAAACCAAAUAUACAAAUAGACAGUGCACAGCAAUUAGACAACAACUAAAUAUACUUAGAAC
Drosophila innubila is the source of this 1582-nucleotide messenger RNA. It is a transcript of the gene Gr63a, whose product is annotated as gustatory and odorant receptor 63a. The transcript has 3 exons. Lineage: Eukaryota; Metazoa; Arthropoda; Insecta; Diptera; Drosophilidae. Gene Ontology annotation, cellular component: axon; dendrite; membrane. Gene Ontology annotation, molecular function: sweet taste receptor activity. Gene Ontology annotation, biological process: sensory perception of taste. Bases 1 to 1479 code for a protein of 492 amino acids. The record is from RefSeq and is a predicted model, not a curated record.